AUGGAUCCCCUCACGCCACACUGCCGCGAGCUGGCCUCGCCUGGCAUUUUCCAACCCAUUCUUUCUGUCUUGAUCAUUUUUGGUAUCCUCUUCUCCUACCUUCCCCAGCAUGCCCGUAUCAUAUCACGCAAAAGCUCCUUCGGCAUAUCGCCCUACUUCAUUCUACUGGGAACAACGUCAGGCACGUCGGCAUUUGCGAAUAUCCUAGUCUUCCCUAAGACAUCGCAGGAUGUCGGGUGCUGCCAGCAGAUUAGCGGGAUGGCCUGCUUCGCAGGCCUACUGGGCGUGUUCCAGGUGGGCAUGCAAUGGCUUUGCUUCUUCUCCAUUCUUCUUCUCUUUGUAAUCUAUUUCCCUCGCGCGACCUCCCCGACCGACCCUGUCAGCCCCGUGUCCUCGACGAAUGGCCACACCUAUCGCACCGCCUUGUCCAUAAGUGCCAUCUGCAUCCUCCAUGCUCUGGUGACAGUCAUCCUAUCCGUCGCCUUUGCCCUCCAGAAUCCGUCCGCCAUGCAGUCCUGGGCCAACUUCCUCGGCAUUCUCGCUGCUGUCCUCGCGUCUAUUCAGUACUUCCCGCAGAUCUACACUACCUUUCGGCUUCGCUGCGUGGGGAGUCUCAGCAUCCCGAUGAUGUGCAUUCAAACCCCCGGUAGUUUGAUCUGGGCCUCCAGUCUGGCAGCACGGGAAGGACUGAAGGGCUGGAGUAUAUGGGGCGUGUUGGUGGUGACUGCAUGUCUACAGGGAACACUGUUGGCGAUGGCUAUCUAUUUUGAAUACUUUGGCCCGAACGGGAAAGGAAAGCACCAGACUGAUGAAACCGACGCCCCGUCCAAUGGGACGGCCUCUGAACGGCCUGAGACGCCUGCUGCACGGGAAUCGGUGGAUGCGGAGCGGCCGUCUGAAGAGACUCCGCUUCUGCAGAGUCAGUAG
Penicillium waksmanii is the source of this 927-nucleotide messenger RNA. Its product is annotated as PQ-loop repeat-containing protein. The transcript has 3 exons. NCBI's taxonomy places the organism in Eukaryota, Fungi, Ascomycota, Eurotiomycetes, Eurotiales, Aspergillaceae. The record is from RefSeq and is a predicted model, not a curated record. Bases 1 to 927 code for a protein of 308 amino acids.